Messenger RNA from Erigeron canadensis, 1008 nucleotides. RefSeq lists its product as uncharacterized. Bases 1 to 1008 code for a protein of 335 amino acids. The record is from RefSeq and is a predicted model, not a curated record. The transcript has 2 exons. NCBI's taxonomy places the organism in Eukaryota, Viridiplantae, Streptophyta, Magnoliopsida, Asterales, Asteraceae.
AUGGGGAGAAACAAAGCAGUAGGUCCAGACCAAAUUCCGGUUGAGGCAUGGAGAUGCCUGGGGGACAUGGGGAUAAGCUUGUUGACAAGCCUCUUUAACAAGAUUUGGACGAGUGCAAAAAUGCCAGAAGAAUGGAGACUUAGUGAGGUUAUACCUAUCUAUAAGAACAAGGGAGACGUGCAGAGUUGUAGCAACUAUAGGGGCAUUAAACUCAAGGAACUACCGUGGUGCAUGAUUUUUGCCGAUGACAUUGCACUUAUUGCGAGAUCGACGGAGGAGCUAAACAGUAGGUUAGAGAAAUGGAGAGAAGCACUUGAAGACAAUGGUUUAUGUGUGAGCCGAGAGAAGAAUGAAUACCUACGAUGUGACUUCGAUAAGCAGGAAAUAAGACAAAAUGGGGAUGAGGAUAUUCGCAUUGGGGAGCGGAUAUUGGAUCCGAAAGUGUCUUUUAGAUACGUAGGAUCCGUGAUACACAAAUCAGGGAGGAUAGACGAAGACGUGACACAUCGAAUCCAAGCUGGAUGGAUGAGGUGGAGAGCAGCUUCUGGAGUCAUAUGCGACAAGCGGAUCCCGCUAAAACUGAAAGGCAAGUUUUACAGAGUGGCUAUUAGACCGGCUAUGUUAUACACGUCAGAAUAUUGGCCGAUGACGAAAGCCCAAGCGUCUCGAGUAGAGGUGGUAGAGAUGAGGAUGCUAAGGUGGUCUUCCGGGAAGACCCUAUCAGACAGGAUCCCCACGAGAGUUUUUAGAGCCGAUCUUGAAGUAGGGACCAUCAUUAGCAAGCUAAGAGAAGGGCGCUUCAGAUGGUUUGACCAUGUUAGGAGAAGGGAUCGAAUAGCACCAUUAAAGAGAGCGGAGUCUAUUCACGUCGAAGGCAUACGAAGAUGGAGAAGGCCUAUGAUGAGGUGGGAGGACCGAUUAGCGAAGGACCUAAUUGAGCUUGGUUUGUCGGAGGACAUGACGUCGGAUAGGAAGGCCCGGAGAACUAGGAUUAGAGUAGAGGAUUAG